Molecule: messenger RNA, 1583 nt
Organism: Gekko japonicus
Lineage: Eukaryota; Metazoa; Chordata; Lepidosauria; Squamata; Gekkonidae
Gene: CRYZ
Product: crystallin zeta
Exons: 9
Coding region: 284-1276 (330 amino acids)
Cellular component (GO): cytosol
Molecular function (GO): mRNA 3'-UTR binding; zinc ion binding; NADPH binding
Source: RefSeq, a predicted model, not a curated record
UUAGAGACCUAGUGUGCGACUGCAGGGAUUUAACAGCCUUCACGGGAAGAGCUGCUUGACCUGAGGGGUCGCUGUAGAAGGUGCAGCAAGAUCUUCCUUUAUCCCACGAAAGGCUAAAGAAAAAUCUAGAAGCAACACAUUGUGGAACAGAAUGAAAUGCGUGGUGAACCUCUGAUUUAAAUUUCAGCUGAAGAGCAAGGUUUUUUAUCCUUUCCCUUUUGAAGUGGAAGAGGCAGUGAAGAUUAGCACACUGAAUCUUUAUCACUUGAGUUUCCAAGUUACUAUGGCAACCGGGAGAACUGUGAUGAGAGCUGUCAGAGUGUUUGAAUUUGGUGGACCUGAAGUGCUUAAGCUGCAGUCAGAUGUCUCCUUGCCAGUACCAAAAGCAAACCAGGUUCUCAUUAAAGUUCACACCUGUGGCAUUAAUCCAGUGGAGACCUACAUUCGUUCUGGGACUUAUGCUAGAAAGCCAGAUCUGCCUUACACACCAGGUUCGGAUGUGGCUGGGGUAAUAGAAGCAGUUGGAGAGCAUGUGCCUGCUUUCAAGAACGGAGACAGGGUUUUUACCCUUAGUACCAUUUCUGGUGGCUAUGCAGAGUAUGCCGUUGCUUCAGUUGACACAGUCUUUCCCUUGUCUGAUAAACUGGAUUUCAAGCAAGGCGCAGCACUUGGAAUUCCAUAUUUUACUGCAUUCCAUGCUCUCUUUCAAAAAGGGGAUGCUAAAGCAGGAGAAACCUUGCUAGUUCAUGGAGCAAGUGGAGGAGUUGGAAUAGCAACAUGCCAGAUUGCAAGAGCUUAUGGUUUGAAGGUUUUGGGCACAGCUGGUACUGUGGAAGGAAUGAAUCUAGUUCUGAAAAAUGGAGCCCACAAAGUAUUUAAUCACAGGAAGAAGGAUUACAUGGCUCAGAUUAAGGAAACUGCUGGUGAGGAAGGCAUAGACAUAAUUAUAGAAAUGUUGGCUAAUGUUAACCUUGCCAAUGACUUGCUGCUUUUGGCAAAAGGAGGAAGGGUAAUGAUUGUGGGAAGCAGAGGUCCCAUUGAGAUUAACCCUAGAGAUACUAUGUUGAAAGAAUCAAGCAUCAGAGGAAUUUCUUUAUUUGCUGCAUCAAAGGACCAGCUGGGUGAAUGUGCAGCCUUGGUCCUUGCAGGUAUAGAAGCUGGCUGGCUGAAACCAGCAGUAGGCCCUGAAUAUCCAUUGGAGAAGGUGACAGAGGCGCACAGAGAUAUCAUCCACAGCCAAGGUGCUUUGGGAAAGAUGUUGCUUCUUAUUCAUUAAGUACCUAUGCACUCAUAGGGAACAAUGAUCACAAUGUUCUUGGAAAACUUUGCAAAUUAUGAUUAUGAGACAUAAGAUACAACAGUUGCAAUAGAGUCUGAUUUGAACACUGUAUAUCAGAUUUAUAAAGAUUAGUUAUUAAUGACUGGUUGGCCUGUCCUAGAAAAUGCAUUUUUUUUAAUGGAGACUAUAAAAGAUGUCCUUUGUGCUGCAUUCACAUGGUACUGCUGUAGGGACCCUCUCUUGAUGUGUUUGCUGAGGACAGAAUUGUAUCUAAAAUCCCUGUUCAUUCAAAAUAAAGAUAUAU